GGAAUCGUAAGAAACUAUUUCGUUGUUCGUUACUAAGAGCCCACGAUCAUGUAUACGUAUGUGAGUCGAUUCACCUAAAAAUAUCCACAAAACGGUGAAACAGUUUAUCAGUGGUGCAUCGUGAACGCAAAAAAAUGGAUUUUGCACAGUAUCGUAAAAUUGCAAUCUACAUUUUGACGUUCAUGGCUUACGCAUGGUCUGGCUACGGUGCUGGUUUAUUGUUAAACUUAAAAGAUGCCGUAUUAGCAACGGAAUCGAUUUUCCAAGAUUUAUUUGAAAAUGCAAUCACGGUAGCGAGAAAAAUCAAGGACAUUCAUGAAGUAUUUGACGCAGCAGUGGAAGAAAACUGUAUUUUCCAGUGUCCAGGAGGUAUCACACCUAAACCUGAUUGGAAUCAUACACCGCAAAGCAAUGGAUGCGGGUCUUUAGGAAUAGAGAUAAAUCAAGAGUACCUGCCGUUAGCGGAAAUGACCAAAUGUUGUGAUGCGCAUGACAUUUGUUAUGAUACUUGUAAUUCAGUGAAGGAUACGUGCGAUUUAGAAUUUAAAAAAUGUUUAUACAAAUACUGCGAUGGAUAUCAAACACCCGCGAUUACAAAAACAUGCAAAGGUGCCGCAAAAAUGCUCUUUACAGGUACGACUAUUUUAGGAUGCAAAAGUUACAUGGAUGCGCAAAAAGAAGCCUGUUACUGCGGUGACAAAUGGAGUAAGAAUAAGAAACCUAAAAGAGCCGCCCAAGCUGGCGGAGAAUUAUAAAAUUAUAUGAAUCUCUAAUUUAACGUGUAAUUAGGUGAAACGUAUUCCAGUAUUUAUUUAUGAAUCUCUAGCGAUUAGACGAACGAUUUUAUACUCGUUGUACUGGCGCUAAACACGUGGCAAAUUAAAAACUGUACCGGUCCUCAUAACAUUUUAUACUUG
This is a messenger RNA of Colletes gigas, 917 nucleotides long. It is a transcript of the gene GXIVsPLA2, whose product is annotated as group XIIA secretory phospholipase A2. The record is from RefSeq and is a predicted model, not a curated record. Gene Ontology annotation, molecular function: calcium ion binding; A2-type glycerophospholipase activity. Lineage: Eukaryota; Metazoa; Arthropoda; Insecta; Hymenoptera; Colletidae. Gene Ontology annotation, biological process: lipid catabolic process; arachidonate secretion; phospholipid metabolic process. The transcript has 3 exons. Bases 135 to 755 code for a protein of 206 amino acids. Gene Ontology annotation, cellular component: extracellular region.